AAGUGAGAAACACAUAGAGCUGGAGGCGGGAGGAGAUUCUCAGAGAGGGAAACAGGAGUAAAAGGAAACACAUGUAGAAAGGAAAGCAGAAGUCUGGCAACAAGCAGGAGGCUGCAGCUGUGGAAGGUGCACAGGAAGCAAUCAACAGGACUCCAAGAAGACCAAAGCAGCUUCUCUGAUGAAGAUCAGUGAGUCUGUUGGGACCAAGAAGUGAGGAGAAACCAUCAAGCCUUACAGCAAGGAUAUCUGUAUACUGCUUACCUGAAUCCUAACAAAAAAGAGGAAUGGGCUGUAACAGAAACUGUGGGCUCAUCACUGGGGCCAUCAUCGGUGCUGUGCUGGCUAUCUUUGGAGGAGUCCUGAUACCAGUUGGAGAUAAUCUUAUAGGCAAAGCAGUAGAAAAGGAAGCUGUCAUUGUCAAUGGUACCGCUGCUUUUCAAAAUUGGCUUGUGCCAGGAAGCGCAGUGUUCAGGGAAUUUUGGAUUUUCCAUGUGUUAAAUCCUUCAGAGGUCAUAGGUGAGGGGGCUCAACCAAAAUUUGAACAACGAGGACCUUACACAUACAGGGUGCGAUAUUUACCCAAAGAAAAUGUCACAGAAGGUGAGAAUGGCACAAUAUCCUACAUGCUGCCUAAUGCUGCUAAAUUUGAACCUGAUAUGUCUGUUGGGACAGAAAAUGACACCAUGACCGUCCUCAACCUCGCUGUUGCAGCUGUACCUGCCCUGUACCCAGGCUUUCUAAUGCAAUCAUUAAUAAACAGUUUUAUUAAAUCUUCCAAGUCAACCAUUCUUCAGAACAGAACAGUCAAAGAAAUACUGUGGGGAUACAAAGAUCCCUUCUUAAACCUUAUCCCCGUCGGUACUCUGAAUCCAACUGUGGGAGUCUUCUACCCGUAUAACGGGACAAGCGAUGGACCUUACACUGUGUAUACUGGGACAGAAGAUAUUACACAAACAGCAAUAAUUGAAAGCUAUAAAAAUAAAAGCACUCUAUCCUACUGGGAAGGUCACUGUGAUAUGGUUAAUGGCACAGAUGGAGCAUCCUUCCCACCAUUUAUUAAGAAGAAUCAGGUGCUACGCUUCUUCUCCUCUGAUAUUUGCAGAUCAAUCUAUGGAGUUUUCCAGGGCAAGCAGGUUGUGAAGGGAAUCACGCUGUAUCGUUUCGUAGUUCCUCGUGAAGCAUUUGCAUCGCCAACUGAAGUGGGAGACAACUACUGCUUCUGCACAGAUCAAGAAAUAUCAGAGAACUGCACGUUAGCUGGAGUCCUGGACAUCAGUGCCUGCAAAGCAAAAAGACCGGUAUAUAUCUCUCUUCCUCAUUUUCUUCAUGCAAGUGAAUCUAUACAGCGUAAAGUGGAAGGCCUGAGUCCAAAUGAAAAGGAGCACGAGACAUAUCUAGACAUAGAGCCUGUGACUGGUUUUACACUACGAUUUGCAAAAAGGCUGCAAGUAAACCUCCUUGUGAAAUAUUCAAGAUUCAUUGAGCCUUUAAAAAAAGUAAACAAGUCCUAUGUGUUCCCUCUUCUUUGGCUAAAUGAGUCUGCUGUUAUUGGGGAUGAGAAGGCAGAAAUGUUCAGGAAUAAAAUCUCGUCUCGGCUGGACCUGCUGAGCACGCUGCAGAUGGCAUUGAUCAUCGGAGGCUCCGUGAUGUUCCUGGCCUUCAUGGGCUCCUUCUUCAUUUGCAGGGCCCAGAAACGGAAAUAAGCAAGUGAAAAGACUUCAGAGGCAGUCAGUGUUUAAUUGAAAUUUCAGCUAAGCAGCUUGUUAAAAUUCAGAGACAAAAGAUAUGAUUCAAGGCACAGUCAACCCACGUGCUAUGGAACUCAACAUGAUUUUCCUCUUGAGAAGACCAGCUUACUAACCCAAAUAAGCUGAUGUUUUCGAAGGUUCACACUUCUGAUAUCUCUAAAGAGGCCACUGUGGAAACUGCACUAUCAAAAGACUUUUUUUGAAACUUGUUAUACAUUUUUAAUUGCAUUCAAGCAGACUGAAGUUGAGAUGCAGUUGGAUUUUAGUCCACCUUCUGCCAUUUAUGCAACUUGCUACUCGUUUUCUUCUGGAUUUGCAAGAAAAGUGAAAGCCGCUUGCUGACGUUCCAUCUCUGAGCACAGGCUGGGAAUGACAACAAUUUGGAGCUCGUGCUGUGCUCUAGAUGCUCUUAUUGCAAUAUUUCUCUCUGUUCCUUCAAGGAAUGGAAGCUGCUGCAAUAGAACUGCUCUCUGUCCUCUAUUCAGGGAUGUGAAUUGCAUUGAAUGUGAAGUUUAUUAUGUAAAGUUACUAACUGUAAUACAUAAAGUUUAUAAAAGACUUACUAAAAUAUGUGGUUCAUAUAUUUUCUAUUUAUAUAUGGAGAUGGCUCAUAGAUACAGCACAGUCAUCCAUGUGUUCAUGGAGCUCAUUGGCAUUUGUCUCCACAGCUGAACCUGAACCACUCCCUAACUCCCAACCUGCUCCACUGCUCUUCCUGUUGCCUCCUGUGAGCUUUUAUUUCUGGAUCUUGUUUGAACACCAGCCUCUGCACUGCCCUAAGCCCACUUGGCCCAAGGCCUCCCUUGGGGAAUGAUCCUGACAGGACAAGAGAAAAUAUUCCAAAAUGCUUCAGAGUCAGGAAAGACCGAGACAAUGAUUUCGAUCAAACAUCAGAGGGUUCCACUUGCUAUAGAAGCACAUAAAUGAAAAGAGGUAGCCCCAAGAACUUACUGAUAAACCAUCUGCCACAAGGAAAUUUGUGCAACCAUUUGUUUAAUGAGCUGCAUCAGCCUGUAGACAGGUAGCAAACACUGACAUCUCCAUAAAUAGUUGACUUUUUCAUUUGAUCUGAAUGCUGUAUUUUAUUCUGAGAGUAAAUGGGGCAAAUACAGGGUGUUGCAGGGUCUCUUCUUUUUCCAUGGAUUCAAUAAAUUCAGAACAAGAACCUAAGUUCAUAAUUUUCUAAGAUUUCUUUUUGGAUCUUUUAUCCCCUUAUUUAAGAGCUGCAAAGAAAAAGGGAAAUCCAACAUGACCAGCCUAUCAUAUCCUGCUGUUUGUAAACAAUGCUACAAAGGACUUUAAAUCAGAAAGGGUCAUCAUGCUAAUAAAGGACAAUGUCUUUGGCUGGGUAUCUUUAGUAAGGUGUUCCUACCUUUGGAAAUAAAGGGAAAAUCCAACUGACUAUAAUGCUGGUGUUUUUAUUCCAUUGUUCCUCGUGGACAAAGUUUGUAACUAUCAGUAGAGCUGAUGAGUCACAGAAAUUCCAAGAUAUUAUUCUUGAAGGUGAGGUGUGUGAGGUACGUGGUGCAGUCUCCUUCCAGCUGUGAGCUGGAACUGCCAGCUACAGGGCAGCUGGUGUGACACUGGAGGGAAGGGUUUGCUCUCAGCCUGUGUAUUUGGUUACUCAUGGUGCUGGCUAGUCAAUGAAAAACACCUUGAUCUCACAUCCACAUUCUUGCUGGUGUCAUGUGAUGCUCUGUUCCCAUAUUGUCUGGGGGCAAUUUGACACAACUGAAGCCAUCCUAGAGUCCUAUGGACUGGUCAAAAAAGUAUGAGGAUAGCUAAAGUCAUUAAACCACAUCUCCUCUGAGAUAAACACAGCUCUGCUGUGGUUCAAGAUAUGACACCAACUUUUUAUAAUAAAAUGUCUUUUAUGUCAGGAUCUAACAUGAAAGGAACAACAGCAAUGCUCCUGCAGUUUUUGAUAGGCUAACAUUUCAGCUUCAUUUUAUUUGACUUCAAGUACAUUGUCAGUAAGUUAGUGUUUGCUUUACUAGUGUGUUUUAGUACUAUGUGGUGCUCCAGCAGCAGUGAUCCAGAAAGUCAGGCCAUGAUUUUAAAUGUCUCAGGGCCAGAUUUUUUAUGGACACAGCUACAUGUUUGUCCAUAUGCACAAUCUCAUUGAUCUCAAUGCAGGUUUGGGCUUUUUAACUAUGUCCAGCACCUAGACUGCACUUGAAUUGUAAUUUGUAGUUACUUUAUCCAAAGCAUCAGACACAGUUAUUGUUAAUUCAUUACACUAAAGCUAGUGUUAAGUAUUUACAGUUGUUCAAACAGUGCAGGGCAAACCUUAAUGAAAAUACAAAUAAAAUAAAGCUCAAAUAUUUUUUCUGAUAUACUUAUGU
Catharus ustulatus (Swainson's thrush) is the source of this 4093-nucleotide messenger RNA. It is a transcript of the gene CD36, whose product is annotated as CD36 molecule. Gene Ontology annotation, biological process: lipid storage; long-chain fatty acid import into cell; low-density lipoprotein particle clearance. Lineage: Eukaryota; Metazoa; Chordata; Aves; Passeriformes; Turdidae. Gene Ontology annotation, cellular component: cell surface; cytoplasm; caveola. Gene Ontology annotation, molecular function: low-density lipoprotein particle binding; scavenger receptor activity; low-density lipoprotein particle receptor activity. The record is from RefSeq and is a predicted model, not a curated record. The coding region runs from base 285 to 1703 and encodes 472 amino acids. The transcript has 14 exons.